AUGGCCGUCGUUACUGCUCAAUUUGAAGAGCAAGUGCUCCCAGAUUCCACAUUACCCGAUCUUCAUCUCAGCCACCCGACGGACGAGGAGAACCUUCGCAUCUGGCAAUUGACGUCGAAUGAGUGGAAGGACGCUCUUACCAUUCCUCAAUAUCUGGAAGAGUCUGCGUACCUCAUGACAGUUCCUCUGGCUCGCAACAAGGGCAUGACACAAUGGAUCCUGGUGGAUCGAAACCUUGCGCCAAAUCAACGACCGAUACUCGCAUCUUGCGAGACGUUUCGCAAGCUGUCACUGCUCAGUUAUCCCAAAAACCCUAAUCAGCUUGUGAUUGUCCACGGCAUUGCGAGCGUCUACUGCAAUCCAGACUAUCGAGGACGGGGAUAUGCCUCGAGGCUGCUCAAGGAGUUGAGCAACACACUCCCCACCUGGCAGUAUGAGGGAAAGCCAUGUGUGGCCAGUGUACUCUUCUCGGACAUUCAGCCGAGAUUCUAUGAGAAUCUGGGAUGGCAUCCUUUUUCUAGUGACCAUAUGGAAUUUGAACCUGCUGUGGUACAGCACGCUGCAGUGCCUGUCUACGCUGAGGAUGUAGCCAGGCUUUGUGCCCUCGACGAGAUGAGACUUGGACACGCAAUGUCACGUUCUUUAACAGAUGAUAUGACCCGGUUGCUCAUCCUCCCAGACCAUGACCAUAUGUUAUGGCAUCACAGCAAGGAGGAGUAUGUGGCGCAGCGGCUCUUCGGUAAAGCACCACUUGUGAAGGGCGCAAUCAGGGGAGAACGUGGGCAAUUUGUCUGGGCUAUUUGGACGCACCGUUUCUAUGAUCACCCAGAAAAAAACGCCUCCGAAAAUACACUGUAUAUUCUCCGGUUUGUCGUUGAGGACCCAACCCUCAGUUUUGACACUGUCGACAAUCUCAGCCAAUUGAGCCAUGAACAGAUCACGAGUGUGAGAGAGGUUUUACGAGCUGCUCAAGCAGAAGCGGCUGAAUGGAAUCUACGCAAGGUCACGCUCUGGAACCCGUCGCAGGCCCUGGAGAGGGCAAUCCAAUUAUCCGGUAUUCCCUUUAAGCGCAUGCAUCGGACCCAGGACAGCAUACCCUGUCUUCAAUGGUAUGGAGAAGGGAGUGGCAAGCCAGAUUCGCUCAAUUGGCUUCUGAAUGAGAAAUACGGCUGGUGCUAA
Molecule: messenger RNA, 1179 nt
Organism: Aspergillus udagawae
Lineage: Eukaryota; Fungi; Ascomycota; Eurotiomycetes; Eurotiales; Aspergillaceae
Product: GNAT family N-acetyltransferase
Exons: 1
Coding region: 1-1179 (392 amino acids)
Molecular function (GO): acyltransferase activity, transferring groups other than amino-acyl groups
Source: RefSeq, a predicted model, not a curated record